Messenger RNA from Xylaria bambusicola, 880 nucleotides. RefSeq lists its product as uncharacterized. The transcript has 5 exons. Lineage: Eukaryota; Fungi; Ascomycota; Sordariomycetes; Xylariales; Xylariaceae. The record is from RefSeq and is a predicted model, not a curated record. Gene Ontology annotation, biological process: protein import into nucleus. Gene Ontology annotation, cellular component: nuclear pore central transport channel. Bases 92 to 559 code for a protein of 155 amino acids.
UCUCUCUCCAUCUUGGCAGUCUCUCCUUCCUCACUUUCCAUUCUUAGCGUCGUCUACAAGAAGAAGCCUCGCGCUUAAAACAAACUUCAAAAUGGAGAGCCUUGCGCCCGAGGAAAUUGCCGGUAUGUCUCUCAACAUCGUCUUCCGAAGCCCUUUAUCCUUUGCUGCGAGCAGCAGUCCCUCGCCAUUCGUGCUGUCUAACGAUGAUGCAGCUCAGUUUGCCCAAAAAUACUACGCCGAUUUCCAGGUAGACCGCCAGUCCUUCGUCCAGUACUUCUACCGUGAACACUCAACCUUGACCUUCGAGUCCAACACGCUCCAGGGAAUCCAGGCAAUUGGACAGAAAUGGACUGAGGAUUUCCUAAAGACCGCGAAGCACCAGGUCACCACAACCAACGCCCAAAGGGUACCUGGUGGCUUCGUCAUCGUCCUCGUCACUGGCCUUAUUCAGCUUUCCGAGAGCGAUGCACCCAUGAACUUCACCCAAUCUUUCCUGAUCUCCAUGGAUGAGAAAGGCGUUUUCUGCAACAACGACAUCUUCAAGCUCGUCUACGGUUAGACUCCAACCUUUCUAUAUCUCAAGGGCAAAAUAAAUCAUUGCUGGACGGAUAAGGGGACACUUCGCCACAGACGUGCCCGCGUCGUGCGAACGUUUUCCCAUCUACUUAGAAUGGAUCAAGUGGUCGGUCAACCUUUCCGGUUGGCGUCUCGGGAAUGUGACUUGGGGGCUGUUGCCGUCUAGAUCUUGCCAAACAGCGAAGAUUUCAAUCGAUACAAUUUCAACCCUGCUUUUUCUACUGGUCAACUCAGACUACAUUCCUCCUUUCAUAGUAAAGUGGUUGCCUAGGUACUGCCAGUUUGGCUGUAAACUACCUAGUUA